AUGAGCUUGAAAUUGAACAACAAACGUAUAAGCAAAUCCAAAAACUCCGCUUUUCUUCUUCUUCGUAAUCAAAGCAGCAAACUUCAAAGCUAAGAUUUUUUUUUCUCUCUCUAAUGGCGGACGUUUCGAGUCUCCAUCGCCGUUGCCGUCAACAAUCCACGGCUGACGCCGUUUCCUUCGUCGUCGACGACGAGGAGCCCAACAUCUACAUCUUCGAUUAUGACUACAUUUCGCCUCCCAAUCCCGCAUUUUAUAAUCCUCCAUUUGUGGAUUUCAGUUUCGACCCGAAUCCGUUAUCCGACUCCGAGUCCGAGAAGUCCGAUUCGGACGGGUCGGCCUCCUUCCAGUUCCCGAAUCCCUUCUUCUACAGCAAUGAGGAAGAAGUGAGUUUCGUAACGGACUUGUUCCAGCCCCGAGAUGGACCCGUAUCGGAUGACGUGGAUAGGGUUUUUGGAGGUGUCUUCAAUGGCGCGAGCGCAAAUGUCCCUGUCGAGUUAGGGUUGGGUGAAUUCGAUGCGGUCGUUCUUUCUUCUGAAUCGCACGGCCUCCGAGUUGUGGGGAUGGAAUCGGAAUCGGACUCUGAAGAUGCGGACGUUCAAUCCGCCAUUAGUGAUCCAAACGGAAGCUUGCGGGAGUGUGUCCGGUUUAACGAUCAAGACGAAGAAUUUGAGUGGGAAGAAGUGAAUGAACGGGACGAGGAGAGGGAAAAUUUGAGUUCAUUGAUCGAUCGAAUCGAAGAGAUUUCAGUUUCCUCCGGGAUAACCUCUUCCGAAGGAGAGAAUCCAAUUUCAGAGAAUGGAGAAGAAGAGGAGGAACUGCGGAAUCUGGAGUGGGAAGUUCUAUUGGCAGUGAAUAAUCUGGAAAGACACCUGGAAUUGGAGACCGAUGUUAUUGAUGAUGGAGCCUUGAAGGGCUGCCCUCCUGCUGCCAAACACAUAGUCGAUAAUCUCCCCUCUGUGAUCCUGAUAGGCGAGGCCGACGAAAGCAAGGUUUCGUGUGCAGUUUGUAAAGAUGAUAUCUUGGUUGGAGAGACGGUCAAUAGGCUGCCAUGCUCCCACCAUUACCAUCGCGAUUGCAUUGUGCCGUGGCUAAGCAUUCGCAAUACGUGUCCUGUUUGCCGCCAUGAGUUGCCCACAGAUGAUGCUGAAUAUGAGAAGAAGAAACACCAAAGACACACAAAUCCCCUCAAUGACUUUGAGGUUAGAUACAAUUUUGAAAUUUUACCUUGAGAGAUAUGUUUUCUUUGUGUAGAAGAGAAGAGAAUAUCUUAUAUCUGAACUGUGAAUACCUUGUUUUGCUAAAGAUGUUGAUUAUUUUGCCCUUUUUUACUUUAUGUGACGUGUAAUGCUAGUAUACAGAUUCAUGUGGAUAAGUUAAGAUGAGAGAUUAAACAGUUUUGUGAGCCUGAUUCCUAAAAAGUUGUGGCAUGUUAGGAUCAUUGAAAUGUUAAUGGUACUGUAUGAAUUGCAGAAAUUGAUGUCUGCUUUUUUGCUUUCA
Ipomoea triloba (trilobed morning glory) is the source of this 1497-nucleotide messenger RNA. RefSeq lists its product as uncharacterized. Gene Ontology annotation, cellular component: cytoplasm. Gene Ontology annotation, biological process: protein ubiquitination. The coding region runs from base 114 to 1229 and encodes 371 amino acids. Gene Ontology annotation, molecular function: ubiquitin protein ligase activity. The transcript has 2 exons. NCBI's taxonomy places the organism in Eukaryota, Viridiplantae, Streptophyta, Magnoliopsida, Solanales, Convolvulaceae. The record is from RefSeq and is a predicted model, not a curated record.